Messenger RNA from Debaryomyces hansenii CBS767, 2202 nucleotides. RefSeq lists its product as uncharacterized. The record is from RefSeq and is a predicted model, not a curated record. The transcript has a single exon. The coding region runs from base 1 to 2202 and encodes 733 amino acids. Gene Ontology annotation, molecular function: protein binding. Lineage: Eukaryota; Fungi; Ascomycota; Pichiomycetes; Serinales; Debaryomycetaceae.
AUGAUUCCCUUAAGACAAUUAGUGUAUAAGAACUUGCCUAGGUCCAGCAUUCUUAGGACUAGAGCUCAAGUUUUGGUAGGUAGUCGUUUCCAAUCAACUGUUCAAACUUCAAAUAAUGAAGUUAAAGUCGUGAACGAAAAACAACCUUUUCAAGGAAAAAGAAAGGCAUCGAAGUUCAAACCUGUAAAUAACAAAUUAAGGGACAUUAGUAGCCAGAUUCGUGCAUCCGUCAACUCAUCGAGUAAUGAUUUGACAGAAUCUAUUGAAAUUUUGGAAGAGGGAUUAAGCUAUUUGCGUGAAAUUCAACAGGUAGAAGGUCUUAGUGAUGAGACCAUUUUCUCUAUUUUCCAGCCAAUUUUAGCGUCGAUUAUAGAUAAAUCUUUAGAUCCGUCGUAUAAUACCAACAGAUCAGUCAAUGAAAUUUUGGAUAUUUUCAUUUCGUAUAAUGUUGCCCAUGCGUAUCAUUUCACUAAGGCCAUGGUCCACGAAUUAAAGAGUGGUGAAGACAGAAAGGUGAUGUAUGAAAAUGUUUUGCAUUAUUGGGUAAAAUUCAUUGAAUAUUCCAAGAUUUCUAAUAAUCCAUACGUUUUCAAGAUGUAUAGGGUUUUAAGAGAAAAUGGCUUCAAUCAGCAUGAUAUUAAGAAUCUUGCCUACUAUGCAUACGUUCAAUCGUGCUUAUUACAAGACCUUAAAUAUGAUUUCAAAGAUGCAUUGAAAUUAUUGCAAACCGAGGAAUUACCAGAAAUCUUUCAAAUUAAGAGAUCUAUUAUGUCAUUAGGCUUAAAUAAGUCAUUGAGCAAAGACUUUCAAUUGUUCGAGAAGAAGUUGGAAGCUUUCAAUCUAGAAUCAUUGGACCCUAAUGGAUCUAUUAUCAUUAACAAGAUUAACAAUGCUAUAAUUCAUUCCGAUGCUAAUUUACUUAAUAGGGUCUAUGAACAAAUGCAAGAUGCCUCAGUUAAAAACAAUAAACCAAUAAAUGAAAAUACGUUAAUUAGAUUAAUGAACGGUUACUAUGAAUGUCAAGUGCAUUCUAAAGUUUUCCAAGUUUUCCAACAAAUGAUUCAGAAUGGUAUUGAAAAGCCAAGUAUAGCUUCUUGGGACUUCGUCAUCAGAUCAAUGGGACAUCCUAGCUAUAUUCGUGGAUUUACGAAAGAACAAAGAGACACAACUAUCAAUAACAUCGAGAGGACUGUUGAAACUAUCAUUGGUAAUGAUACUGAAUUAACCCCUAAGACCUUAUCGAUCAUUGUGGGCUGUUUUGCAAACUUGAACAGAUUUGAUAAAGUUGAUGAGUUUUUGAACAAAUAUAGUACAGACGGUGAGGGUUCCUUAAAAGUUAUCCAUACUGCCAAUAAUAAUAUUUUAAUUGGACUUUUGUUAAAUAAAAGAAUUACCGAAGCCGAGGAAAAAUUGAAAGAAUUAAUGGCUAAUGGAUCAAACUAUGUUCCUUCAACAACUGCAAUGAAUUCCUUUAUUAAUCAUUAUGCUAAGGCCAAGAAUUAUAAAGCUGUUGAUGGUAUUUUGAAGUUUAUGAAACAAUAUAACAUACCUGAUGAGGUCGGUACCUAUACAAUCGUAAUCGAUUUAUAUUUCAAAUUGCAUCGUGAAAAGGGUUUUGCUCCAGAUAUCCAAGAAUUAUUAUCCAGCUUUAAGAAUGCAGGUGUUAAUGGUCUUCAAAUUAAUGAAUAUACUCUUGCUACUUUAAUUGAUGGAUUGGUUAAAGACGGUACUAAUUUAGCCGCAGCAAGAGUUUUAUACGACCAUAUUUCCAAGAAGAAUAAACUUUCACCCCAGACUAUGACAUCAAUGAUGAAGGGUGAAUUAGAUUAUGGAUUAAUCGGUAAUGCCGAAACCAUUUUUGACAAAUACAUCAAAGCAGUGAGAAAUGAUGCCAGGAUUUGGAAUUUAAUGAUUAAAUCUUUAUUAGCCAAACAUGAAAAUUUAGCUUUGAAUUACUAUUUGAGAUUCAAGGAACAAUCUAAGUUGAACUUGAAGAUCCAGCCAAAUUAUUAUACCUUUUAUUUCUUACUCUCUCAUUUCUUGAAGAAGGGUAAAACCGAACAGGUUCAAUUUUUGAUUAAUGAGAUGGCUGAUAAAACAAAUAGCGAAUUGGGAUACGAAUUACCAAAAAUUCUUCGCUCAUUAACUGAUAAGUAUAAGUUCCCUUCAAAUUUGUUACAUGAAAUUAAUAAGUCUAAUUAA